Messenger RNA from Spodoptera littoralis (African cotton leafworm), 312 nucleotides. The record is from the annotation of a GenBank genome assembly. NCBI's taxonomy places the organism in Eukaryota, Metazoa, Arthropoda, Insecta, Lepidoptera, Noctuidae.
AUGGUAUCAGGUGGAGAUUUCCGCCUGGUCACAAAAGCAUGUGACUGCAGUAAAUCCAAGUGGAUACACGACUUCAUGCAAUCGUAUACAAACUUGACACUUAAAAAGUGCCCCUAUCCUCCUGGAAGAUACGCGUAUUACAACAUAGAAUUACCUCCAAAGAAUAUUCCCCUACCAAUAGUUAAAGGUGACUACUGGAUCAAGUUUGAGUUCAUCGUGACUGAUACGAAGGAGUCUAUUGUAGAAGUCGACUCAUUACUGCAUUAUGAUCCGACAGCUAAUGCCAAGAGAUCGAAGGGAAAGAAGGGUUAA